UCUAUUUCGCCCUUCAAUUGCUGUAUAAUCCCUAUCCAGAGUCAAAAUGCCGCUGGACACAAUAUAUCUAACUCGUCAUGGCCACCGUCUGACCUUCACCGUCGACCCCAAAACCGGCGAAUACCGCUCCCAAUUCCCAACCCCAACCGAUAACCCAGCAGACCCAAUCCUAACCUCCCAUGGCGUGCAGCAAUCGCACGAACUCGCCGCGCACAUCUCCAGCCCGGGAUUCAACCCGAAGCCUUUCCGAAUCUACUCGAGCCCGUACUAUCGAUGCUUGCAGACGAUAAAGCCGACUGUGGAGAAGUUGCGGGACUUACAAGUGCUGCCGGAACCGGAGCGAGUGGACGGGAAGGUAGCGGAUGAUUGGAAGGAUGGGCUGUUGCGUGUGAAAGUUGAGAAUGGAGUUGGCGAAUGGUUUGGUCCAACAUCCUGGUUCCACCAUCCCAGCCCCGAGUCCCCCAGCGUCCUCUCAAGACACUUCCCAAAACUCCUGUACGAAAACAUAAACGGCGCAACCUACAAACCCGUCCUCAUCCCCUCCACCCGCGGCGAGACAAUCACCCAACUGCACAACCGCCUCGCCCUAGCCCUGACCGCCAUAAUCGCAGACUUAGACCGCCAUAUCUCAAUCGACGAAAAAUCCCAACCCGAAAGCGAAAGAACAAGUAAAGCAGUCCUGAUAUGCUCUCAUGCAGCAUCGCUGAUUGCAAUGGGACGGGUAUUAACGGGAAACAUGCCUGAUGAUAGCGGGGAGGAGGAUUUUAAGGUAUUCACGGCGGGACUGAGUACGUUUAAGCGAAGGGGUCCUGGUGUUCCAUUAACUGGGGCUUUUGAUGCUACGGAACAUGUUGACGAAGAUGAUGAGCGGGCGACCAAAAAGUUGGUGGCGCCUGGGACAGAGACGCUGAGGCCUCGGAUGAGGAGGGUUCCAGAGUGGGAGGGAGGAAGGGGGAUUGCGGGUGGAUGGGAUUGUGUUGGGAAUGGGGAUUGUAGUUUUUUGAGUGGUGGUGCUGAGAGGGGAUGGCAUUUCAAUGGUGACGAGUCGUUCGAUCCUGCGCCUGGGAUGCUCGUCUCGGAUGGAAUGCCUGCUACGAAGUUAUGAUAGCCUCAUUGACAUGUACAGGGCAUCACAACCAGUAUAGUAAAAUAGAUUGGGACGUAUGUAUGUAUCUACAAUGGAUAUAUUACCAUAUUCAUUUUAUGAGAUCGAAAUAUUCAUUCCCUAUGCCGCAACGCUAAGACACAAACGAGUAUAAG
Aspergillus ruber CBS 135680 is the source of this 1260-nucleotide messenger RNA. RefSeq names its product phosphoglycerate mutase family protein. Lineage: Eukaryota; Fungi; Ascomycota; Eurotiomycetes; Eurotiales; Aspergillaceae. The transcript has 4 exons. The record is from RefSeq and is a predicted model, not a curated record. The coding region runs from base 47 to 1105 and encodes 352 amino acids.